Molecule: messenger RNA, 1461 nt
Organism: Colletotrichum karsti
Lineage: Eukaryota; Fungi; Ascomycota; Sordariomycetes; Glomerellales; Glomerellaceae
Exons: 1
Coding region: 1-1461 (486 amino acids)
Biological process (GO): regulation of DNA-templated transcription
Molecular function (GO): DNA-binding transcription factor activity, RNA polymerase II-specific; zinc ion binding
Source: RefSeq, a predicted model, not a curated record
AUGGCGCGACUAUCGAAGCAAAAAGCCUGCACGGCUUGCACGGAAUCCAAACGCCGCUGCGACAAGACUCUCCCGUCAUGUACCCGCUGCGACGAUCGGGACAUCGACUGCCACUACCCACCCACCAAGCGCCGACGGCAUCGGCUCCAUGAGACCGCCGGGACCCAAGAUCCAUCCGCGGCAGCUCCAACCUCCGCAGCGGUCGAUCUAUUCUCCCUCGACGCCGAUCCGCUGCUGCCCGUCGGACUGUGCAAUGCCCCGUGGAUCGACUUCAGCACUCUCCCGCCGGACCUGCCCACAAACCUCGCCUCAUACGUACCGUCAACAUCAACGAGUCCCGAAGAUGCAUACCGCUCCCAAAACAUCACCAACCCCCCUAUCAGCUCCCAAAACAAGACAAUCAUCGAUAGCCUAGCCCAAAGUAAGUGGUUCCUCGCCCCUUCAACAUGGCACAUCGACCGCCGUCCCAACCCGCAGCGAGACACCUACCCGACCUCGGUCCUCACAAACUUCACGCGCGGCCUGCAGACCUGGGUCAAGCGCUGGGUCCUCCACGGCCACAACCCCUUCAUCCACCGCAGCAUGUACGCGGAAGGAAACCACUUCCCCUCCGCCAUCCAAGACGCCCUCACCUCGGCCUCGCUCUACCACCACAAGACCCCCGACAACGAAGCCUUCGUCCACCGCAUCCUCGACGAGCGCGUCGCCGCCCUGAUGGCGUCCCAGCCCGUGGCCGACGAGACGACCCUCUGUGUUCCCUUGUUAGAGACGCGGGACCAUUUGGCGAGAGUCCAGGCCCUCUUCGUCUACACCAUCAUCCGCCUCUUCGACGGCUCCGUGACCCAGCGCACGGCAGCAGAAGCCCACCUCCCCACGCUGUCUCUCUGGUGCCGACAACUCUGGGACUCGGCCGUGUUGGAUGCCAACACCCUCUCCGCGGACCUCAUCCCGGGGUCAAAAUACUGCACUCCCUCCUCCUCCGGGCCGCAAGGUACUAGCGGCCAAGACACAUACGACUCGGACCUCGCCGUCUGGAACCUCUGGGUCCUCUCCGAGUCCGUCCGGCGAACGUGGCUCCUCGCGACGUGCACCAUCGGCGUCUACGCCACGCUCAAAGGGAACUGGUCAGAGUGUCCCGGCGGCGCUCUUUUCACGACCAGGGCAGGGUUAUGGGACGCGCCGUCGGCGCCGCGGUGGGCGGCUAUGUGUCGCGAGCUGGCAUCGUCGGGGGGGGAAGAGGACGUGUACGCGCGACUGAGGCCCGACGAAUGGGAUGCUGGGAGCUGUGGCAAGACGUUCUUUGUCCCGUCCUUUCGGUCUGACGGGCUGUUCUGCAACGCCGCGGCCGCCGAAGUUGACGAGUGCGCUAGGCACCUGUUCACUGUCAUCUGGGGCCUUGACAGGGUUGAGAGUUGGGCCUUGAGAACGGCUUCGGCGGGGGAGGUUUGUUUGACUUACUAG